GAUUUUAAUCAUUUCAAUUCAAAGCAAAAAAGAAAUGUAAUAUAAAUACACGUGAAUAUUUCGAACAUACCUUUAUUAGACUAGUAUCAACGUAAUUUAAUAUGGAGGAAUACGCUCGGGAACCUUGUCCCUACAGAAUAGUUGAUGAUUGUGGUGGCGCAUUUGCGAUGGGAUGCAUAGGAGGCGGCGUAUUUCAAGCAAUAAAAGGAUUUCGCAAUGCACCUUCUGGCUUAAAUAGAAGAUUGGUGGGAAGCAUUAUUGCUAUAAAAACACGGUCACCCGUUAUAGCAGGCAAUUUUGCUGUCUGGGGUGGUAUGUUCAGUACCAUUGAUUGUACACUUGUCCACUUUCGAAAAAAAGAAGAUCCGUGGAAUUCGAUUAUAAGUGGCGCUGCAACUGGAGGAAUAUUAGCCGCUCGAAAUGGCGUUCCAGCUAUGGCAGGCAGCGCAAUAAUUGGGGGCGUACUCUUAGCUCUUAUCGAAGGUGUCGGAAUACUGUUCACAAGAAUAUCUGCUGACCAGUUUAAAAAUCCGGUACCACCUGCAGAUGACCCUGUAGCCCUUGGAGAUCCUGGAAGUAAUUUUUCAUUUGAAUCCGCUUCUAACCAAACACAAUAUCAAUAAAAUAGUGAAAACAAAAAACAAUAACCUUAAAA
This is a messenger RNA of Drosophila mauritiana, 655 nucleotides long. RefSeq names its product mitochondrial import inner membrane translocase subunit Tim17-A. Gene Ontology annotation, biological process: protein import into mitochondrial matrix. The record is from RefSeq and is a predicted model, not a curated record. Gene Ontology annotation, molecular function: transmembrane protein transporter activity. The transcript is spliced from 3 exons. Gene Ontology annotation, cellular component: mitochondrial inner membrane; TIM23 mitochondrial import inner membrane translocase complex. Bases 102 to 623 code for a protein of 173 amino acids. Lineage: Eukaryota; Metazoa; Arthropoda; Insecta; Diptera; Drosophilidae.